UUGUGAAUAGUUUAAUCCGGAUUCCAUAUGGCGAGAAAAUCGAGACACCCAUUUCUAGCCUAUCAAAAUUCAUCUACGCAUUUGCCCUUACUAGCCUCUUCACUUCUUCACAAAUUUCUUAUCUUCCAACAAUUCUCGCACCCCAUUGCUCCUAUCAAAGCCAUCACAUUCCUUUCUACUUCCCCUCCACCCCAUCCCCUUAAUGACCUCCUAGCUUCUCCACCUUCUCUUAAAAUGGCCACCAAUCCUCUCCAAUCCCUACACCACCACCACCACCACCACCACCACCACAUACUCCUCAAGCUCCAACCCUCAGACUCUACUGCCACCUCCUCUCUUUUCCUCAAACCCACCACCUCCGUCUCUACCAUCAAGAAUACUUCUCUCUCCCUCUUCCUAUCUUCCUUUUCCUCCUCCGCCACCACUACUUUCUCUGUCUCCCCCACCUCUUCAACUACUACUUCAACUUCUCAAACUUUUUCCCUUGACCUCCUCCACCAACACCUCUCCACCCAAAACUUCCGCCAAGCAGAUGAAGAAACUCGCCGUAUUCUUAUAGUCCUUGCAGGUGAAGCAGCACAGAAACGUGGGUAUGUCUUCUUCUCUGAAGUCCAGUUUAUCUCAGAGAAAGACCUUAAAACCAUUGAUGAAUUAUGGAAACAAUACAGCAACAACAAGUUUGGUUACAGUAUUCAAAAGAGAAUAUGGCAGAAAAAGGCUAACAAAGACUUCAGCAAGUUCUUCCUCAAGGUUGGGUGGAUGAAAAAGCUUGAUACUGAGGUUGAACAAUACAACUAUAGAUCUUUUCCUAAUGAAUUCAUCUGGGAGCUCAACGAUGACACUCCUGAAGGGCACUUGCCAUUGACAAAUGCUCUUAGAGGGACACAGCUUCUGAAUAGCAUUCUUAACCAUCCCGCCUUUGAUGAUAUCAAGGAAGAAGAUGAGGUUGGUGAUGGAGGAAAUGAAAAUGAAGGACCUGAUAAGAGAUUGAAGGAUAAGGAUAAUUCAAAGCCCUUGAACAAGGGAUUGUUUAAACCAAAUUAUAGUUUUUGACUGAAUUAUCAUAUUUGAUAAUUCAAGCACAUACCCAUUACAGGAAGCAAAAAAUUCGAAUCUGGGUUUUAGUAUGUGCAAUGAAAAUGGUGUUUUGAUUUUA
Molecule: messenger RNA, 1156 nt
Organism: Hevea brasiliensis (rubber tree)
Lineage: Eukaryota; Viridiplantae; Streptophyta; Magnoliopsida; Malpighiales; Euphorbiaceae
Product: tetrapyrrole-binding protein, chloroplastic
Exons: 1
Coding region: 28-1053 (341 amino acids)
Biological process (GO): chloroplast-nucleus signaling pathway
Cellular component (GO): chloroplast
Molecular function (GO): tetrapyrrole binding
Source: RefSeq, a predicted model, not a curated record